Messenger RNA from Peromyscus leucopus (white-footed mouse), 1022 nucleotides. RefSeq names its product DiGeorge syndrome critical region gene 6 like (gene Dgcr6l). Bases 57 to 689 code for a protein of 210 amino acids. The transcript is spliced from 5 exons. The record is from RefSeq and is a predicted model, not a curated record. Lineage: Eukaryota; Metazoa; Chordata; Mammalia; Rodentia; Cricetidae.
GGGGCUCGCCGGCGCGUCCGGGAGCGGCGGACUGGGGGGCGGCGGGUGGCCGGGCUAUGGACCGCUACGCGGGCGCCGGGGACGAGGCUGCGGACAGGGCCCGGCAGCAGGAGCGGCACUACCAGCUGCUGUCAGCGCUGCAGAGCCUGGUCAAGGAACUGCCCAGCUCCUUUCAGCAGCGCCUGUCCUACACCACGCUCAGCGACUUGGCCCUGGCGCUGCUCGACGGCACUGUGUUCGAGAUCGUGCAGGGGCUUCUGGAGAUCCAGCACCUCACCGAGAAGAGUCUGUAUAACCAGCGGCUGCGGCUGCAGAACGAACACCGAGUGCUCAGGCAGGCUCUGAGGCAGAAGCAUCUGGAAGCCCAGCAGACCUGCCGGCCCCACAACUUGCCAGUACUCCAGGCAGCUCAGCAGCGCGAGCUGGAGCCCCGGCAGGAGCCACCCUCACUCAAGCCAUGGCAGGCCAUGGAGCAUCGAAUCCGGGAGGAGCAGCAGGCCAUGGACCGCAAGAUUGUCCUGGAACUGGACCGGAAGGUUGCUGACCAGCAGAGCACACUGGAGAAGGCAGGGGUAGCUGGUUUCUACGUGACCACGAAUCCUCAGGAGCUGACGCUGCAGAUGAACCUGUUGGAACUCAUCAGGAAGCUACAGCAGAGAGACUGCCAGGUGGGGAAGGCGGCCCUGUGACCAGGAGGGCCCUGCUGUCCUCACUGCCUGGGACGGCGGGUUAACAGGUGUAUCUCUGUGAUUAGAUGCUGGCUGCACCUGCUGCUGUCCUCGGUCCAGAUUUGGGGGGGGGGGUCCAAGCAACAGGAAUGGUAUCUGGAGAAGGUCCCAUGACUGAACGUUGAGUAGGGGGUGGGUUCUAGUGCCUCCCCUCUGGGCACACCCACAUUCCCUCCAGGCUUGGCUUCUGCUUGUUCUGGAGUGGCCCUUCCCUUGACAGCCCCAGCUCUGGUAGAAGAGGCUCCAGAACCCAAGCCCUGUGUGGCCUAGAAAAAUAAAGACUCCAGCACAUGG